AUGGAUUUGAUAAAAUGGAUUUUUCAUGGGGAAGGUGGAUCUUCAAAAGUGGAUAAAGGAAAGGCUAAUAUGCAUGAUAAUUUGGAUGAACUUUUAGAGGAUACUUUCAUGAUGCCUGAGUGUGAUUUUGAUGACAUAUUGGAUGAAGACGAAGAGUUUGAUGUAGAAAUGGAGAGGAUUUACAAUUUAGUACGUGAUGCUCGUCAAGAAGUAUACCCGGGUUGUAAAAAAUUCUCAAAACUAUCAAUCAUUGUUCGUUUACUCCAUAUUAAGAACCUUUAUGGGUGGAGCGAUGUAUCAUUUAGUGCGUUACUACUAUUGCUCAAAGAAUUGCUUCCUGAAAACUCUUCUUUGCCAGUAACAUUCCAAGAUUGCAAAUACAUAAUCAAAGAGUUAGGUUGUAGUUAUGAAAAAAUCCAUGCUUGUCCUAAUUAUUGUAUCCUAUUUUGGAAAGAGCAUGAGAAUGAAGAUACAUGCCCCAAGUGUAUUGCUUCUAGAUAUAAAGAGAGAGGGUGUCUAAAUCUUAAGAAGAAAGUUUCUUGCAAGGUAGUUUCUCCCCCGGUUCCAGCCAAAGUGUUGAGGUAUUUUCCUCUUAAACCGAGGAUCAAGAAGUUAUAUAUGUCAUCAAAAACUGUUGAUUCAAUGAAAUGGCAUGAGAAGGGCCGUACUAAUGAUGGAAAAUUAAGGCAUCCUGCAGAUUCAUUUGCUUGGAAAACUUUUGAUUCACUACAUCCUGAUUUUGCAUUGGAUCCACGAAAUGUGAGGCUUGGGUUAGCAAGUGAUGGAUUUAAUCCAUAUAAGACAAUGAGUAGCAAAUAUAGUCCUUCUUCCCCUAAAAGUAGCAUAGAUGUCUAUUUAAAACCUCUAGUUGAUGAGCUAAAGGAGUUAUGGGAGAAAGGAUUUGAAACCUAUGAUGCCUCUAGUAAGCAAUAUUUUAAUGUUCGAGCUGCAUUACUUUGGACUGUGAGUGAUUUCCCUGCCUAUGCUAUGCUAUCAGGUUGGCGUACUAGUGGAAAGUUGGCGUGCCCUGUGUGUAACUAUGAUACAUGGUCCAAGUACUUGCCAAAAAGUAAAAAGAUGUGUUACAUGGGUCAUCGUAGAUUUUUGGACUCCAAUCACAAAUGGCGGAAAAAUAAGAAGGGUUUUGAUGGCUAUGAAGAAUUUAGAGUUGCUCCAGUUCCAUUAUUAGGUUCUACUAUAUUGGAAAAAAUUGGCGAAAGAGAGAAUUUAUUUGGAAAUCCUCAAAAGAGGAAAAGAAAUAAUGUUGAUCCAUGGACCAAAAAAAGUAUAUUAUUUGAGUUGCCAUAUUGGGAUACUAAUUUGCACCGUCACAACCUCGAUGUAAUGCACAUCGAAAAGAACAUUUGUGAAAAUGUAAUUGGAACACUAUUGAAUGUAGAUAGGAGAUCAAAGGAUUAUAUCAAAGCUCGCCUUGACUUGGUAAAGAUGGCAUACGAAGCUAGAAUUACAGGACCCGUGCAUUACCGUUGGAUGUAUCCAAUUGAGAGGUUUCUUCUUAAGUUAAAGAACUGUGUGCAUAAUAGACGUUAUCCAGAGGGUUCUAUUGCAGAAGGCUAUAUAGCAGAUGAAUGUUUGACAUUUUGUUCAAGGUACUUAGAUGACGAUAUCCAAACAAAAUUCAAUAAACCAACAAGGAGUUUAGAUGGUCCUGUAGGAGAUGGAGUCAUGACAAGUUUGGAUCCUCUUACAUGGGAGCAAGCUCAUCGAUAUGUGUUAUUCAAUUCGGAAGCUAUCAAACCAUUUCUCAAGCAACAUGAAGAAUUUGUUUUCAGUCACAAUCGUCAAGGUUCAACAAGAAAAUGGAAUAAGGCUAAAGAUCAAUGUCUUACUUUUCAUGAAUGGUUUGAAGAUCGAGUAAGGAAUUUAGAUGUUAGUGAAGAUGUUAAAUGGUUGUCUAAAGGGCCAAAUACAGUUGCGAGAAGAUUUUCUGCAUAUGCAAUAAAUGGCUACAAGUUUGUCAUUGAAAGUCGUGAAAGAAAAACACAAAAUUCAGGGGUUAUGGUUGUUUCAUCUACAGUCAAGUUUAGAAACAAGAAAGAUGAAAAUCCGUUGGUAGAAAAUGUUACCUACUAUGGAGUUUUGAAAGACAUAAUUGAAUUGGAUUACUACGAACAUUUCAAUGGUACAAUAAGGGCAAGAGGUAAAGUUUCAUGGGCUGCCAGCUCAAUGGAAGAUACCCUUAAUGAUCAAGAAGUUCAAACAUACAUCAAAAAGCGUAAGGCUUCAUGGCCAAGUGGAUCAAUGACUGAAAUUCUUAAUGAGCUAGAGGAGACAACAUCAAGUCCUUGCCUAACACCCUUGGCGCCCUAUUUGAUUAACGAUGAUAGUCUUGUUAUCAAGAAGAAAAGGGGUUCAACAAAGUGUCUUAAGACUCAUGGUUUGAGUCAUGAAGAUCGCAUUCAAGUUAGACUGAAUAUUCUUGGUCAACUUAUUGGUCAAUAUAGGGCUGCCUUGAGCUCUUAUUUGGGAACAUUGGCUAGGAAUGCACACAUUGCUCCUUUGACAUACACAACUUGGAGAGAGUUGAAAGAUAAUUGGGAGGAUAUGUGGCAAACAGUCAAGUCAAAGUUUGAUAUAGAAGAACGUGGUAAAAAGUGGGUCUUGCAAAGUAUUGGUUCAAGUUGGAGGACUCACAAAUGUCGCUUGAAAAAGAAGUUCUUUAAGCCAAACAUGAAGGAGGAGUACAAUUUAUAG
Molecule: messenger RNA, 2715 nt
Organism: Vigna unguiculata (cowpea)
Lineage: Eukaryota; Viridiplantae; Streptophyta; Magnoliopsida; Fabales; Fabaceae
Source: RefSeq, a predicted model, not a curated record